AUGGCAACAGGUAUAUUAUUUGAUGAUAUGUUCCUUGUUAAAGAUGUUGAUCCGGAUGGAAAGAAGUUCGAUCGUGUGUCAAGGCUGUUUUGUGACAGUGAAUCUUUUAAAAUGGAACUCAUUUUGGAUGUAAAUACGCAAUUAUAUCCGAUGAGCCUUAACGAUAAAUUUAGGUUGUUGUUAGCAACUACACUGCGUGAUGAUGGUUUGCCAGACGAGCGAGAAUAUGAUAGUCAAACUCAUUACCCGCGGUUAGAUCCGUUUGAGUAUGUCAUGUUUGGUAAGGUAUAUCGAAUUGAAGGAGAAGAAAUUAGUUCGGAAACAAAUACUUUAGCUGCUUAUGCAUCCUUUGGUGGCCUGUUAAUGCGGCUAAAAGGCGAUGCCAAUAAUUUGCAUGGUUUUGAACUUGAUUCAAAUAUAUAUUUGUUAAUGAAAAAAGUUGUAUUUUGA
Molecule: messenger RNA, 450 nt
Organism: Thelazia callipaeda (thelaziosis nematode)
Lineage: Eukaryota; Metazoa; Nematoda; Chromadorea; Rhabditida; Thelaziidae
Source: the annotation of a GenBank genome assembly